AACAAUUUCAAACCCUAGCUACUUUGUUUGAAAUUCAGUGCACUCCAUUUAGACCCUCGCAGCUAACACGUAGCACCGUAACAUGACUCACCUUGGCACCACCAUGCCUUUAAAUUGUUGCUAUUCCAGCUUUUCCAUAAGCACCAUUUCUUGUUUAAUUCAUUAGCUUGUCACAAUUCAUAAAACUUGAUCCAAAAUGAAGAGCCUCUCUUCACGAGCCGUGGUCGCAGUGGUGAUGGUGAUGAUGGUGUUGAUGCUUGAAGCUGAGUCAGGCGCUGACGUGUCGAGUAAUGCAGUGAAUUGCAGUCCAGCAGGGCUAAGGCCAUGUCUGCCAGCGCUGAACUCGCCGGCGCCGCCAACAAGCGGUUGCUGCAGCCAGUUGAGGAUCCAGAAGCCUUGCCUUUGUGGAUACAUGAAGGAUCCAAAUUUGAAGACUUAUCUGUCGUCUCCUAAUGCCAAAAAAGUUUCUACUGCUUGUGGUGUUCCUUUGCCUAAGUGUUAGUUCAAGCUAAUAAUAAGUGUACUGUGUCACUUAUCUGUGAUGUAUGUGGUUUCUAUGUAAUAAAAAAAUAAAAGGCUAAACUAUAGCCGGAUUCCUCCUA
Messenger RNA from Mercurialis annua (annual mercury), 602 nucleotides. RefSeq names its product non-specific lipid-transfer protein 2-like. Bases 197 to 502 code for a protein of 101 amino acids. The record is from RefSeq and is a predicted model, not a curated record. Gene Ontology annotation, biological process: lipid transport. Lineage: Eukaryota; Viridiplantae; Streptophyta; Magnoliopsida; Malpighiales; Euphorbiaceae. The transcript has a single exon.